This is a messenger RNA of Fibroporia radiculosa, 2352 nucleotides long. RefSeq lists its product as uncharacterized. The transcript has 3 exons. Lineage: Eukaryota; Fungi; Basidiomycota; Agaricomycetes; Polyporales; Fibroporiaceae. The record is from RefSeq and is a predicted model, not a curated record. Bases 1 to 2352 code for a protein of 783 amino acids.
AUGGAGCUCAUUCCUGCCCUUCUCUUCUGGUCGCUCUUUGUGCAACAUUGUGUGGCCAACAGUGCUUGGAAUGGUUUCGUACCUCCGGGCACAGAUCGACCAGCUAGCUUCACACCAUAUUUCGUGCCACCAGGGGCGAAGGGCUAUGACUCGUCUUCGCCUCUUCUCCACUACUCUGGCCAUUGGGCUGACGUUUUUUCGUCCGCAUAUAUACAAAAGACCCUUCGUUCCACUUCGGAGCCUGGUGCUUAUAUGGCUUUCACAUUCACUGGCACUGGAAUUGAAUGGUUUGGGAAUGAGGAUCCGAGGCACGGAAUCUCGCAGGUCUACAUCGACGGCGUCAUGGUUCAGGAAGUAGAUGCAUGGAGCGUUAUUCCAAGGAAACAGCAGCGAUUAUACUGGAAUUUCCAGCUGCCGGCAGGUAGACACACCAUGAAGAUCGUCAAUACAGGCAAGAAGAGGAAUGUGUCGAAAGGCACAUACAUGGAUGUGGAUGCUCUUGUGGUCACCCUAGGACCACCGCUCGAUCGAAACGUAUAUCCAAUUCAGAGCCUGGACGUCGCCGCCGAGCCUGCCUCAGACUAUCCGCCGCUCUUUGACUAUGCUUCGUCUCCCCCUACGGCUUCCCAAUGGACCCUUAUGCAAGAGGGAAGCACCGGUGUCUCUGCCAUGCAACUAGCUGUUGUCUCUAAUUCUCAUGCUCUGAUAAUUGAUAAGGUGGAGCAUAAUCCCUUGACCAUCUCUGGACAUCCUGCGUGGGCAGCACUCUACAAUCUCAAGACUCACGCAGUCAAACCCCUUGCUAUGCAGUCUAACUCCUUCUGUGCGGGAGGGACCUUUCUCAGCAAUGGGACACUGAUCAAUAUCGGAGGCAAUCCUGUUGUCGAGGACCACACCUCAGCUGCUGACUUUGGCGACUUGGACGGCUUACAGGCCAUUCGCGUCUUCGAACCUUGUGACUCCGAGGACGUGGAUGAUUGCAGCAUAUACGAGCAUCAUGACCGGAUCCGUACAACAAGUCCUCGCUGGUACAAUACGGUCGUACGUAUCUCAGAUGGAAGUGCGAUGAUUAUCGGCGGCUCUCUGAAAGGAGGCUGGAUCAACAAUGUCACUGUCAACAAUCCAACGAUCGAGUACUGGCCGCCAAAAAAUAUUGAUGGAUCAAACGGGCUGCCUAUUUACCUGCCAUUCUUGGUAGAUACUCUGAACGCGAAUCUCUUUCCUGUUGCCUUUUCUCUGCCGGAUGGCAUGGUAUUCAUGGCUGCGAAUCAAGAUGCCAUGGUCUAUGACUGGCAACACAAUACUGAGCACAGACUACCGCAGAUCCCAAACGGUGUACGAGUGACUUAUCCCAUGGCUGGUACAGCUCUGUUACUCCCUCUUUCUCCAGUCAACAAUUAUGCUCCGGAAGUGCUCAUCUGUGGGGGAUCUACAGUUGACGACAAGAAAGCUGGAUAUGAGAUCACUUCACAGGACUUGGCCUCUGCACAAUGUUCUCGACUGCUGCUGACGGACGCCGGUAUUGCUGCGGGCUGGCAAGUCGAGGACAUGCCUCAGGCGCGCACCAUGCUCGAUGCUAUACUGUUGCCUACUGGUAAGGUUGUCAUCGUAAACGGAGCCGCGACCGGCAUUUCGGGCUAUGGCAAUGUCAUCGACCAGAUUGGUGCAUCCAACGCCGACAAUCCUGUGUUUACUCCCGUUCUUUAUGACCCGUUAUUACCGCAGGGGCGACGAUUCUCAUCGCUGGGCAUGCCGACGAGUAAUAUCGCGAGGAUGUAUCACUCAGUUGCGACGUUGACACCCAAUGGAAACAUUAUGGUUGCUGGAAGUAAUCCGAAUCUGGAUCGCAGUGAGGUAGAGUAUGGGACAGAAUAUCGCGUCGAAUGGCUGAACCCGCCAUACAUGAUCGUCGAAAGACCAGCUGUUGUCGCUGCAACGCUGAAGCAGCUUAAUUUUGGCCAGAGCAUUCAGGUGAACGUACAGCUGCCGUCCUCGACCAACGACGAUGAUGUUGUGAAGGUUGCCCUGAUGGAUCUGGGCUUUGUAACGCAUACCGUGCACGCCAAUUCGCGUCUGGUCUAUCUUGCAUCGACGCUUUCGGAUGACAAGCAAAUACUCAUGAUCACUGGUCCACCGAGUGGGAAUGUGUAUCCGCCAGGGCCUGGCUGGUUAUACAUCGUUGUAAACGAUAUACCUAGUAUUGGGUUCAAGGUGAUGGUGGGAGAUGGCAAGGGGCCUACCGUUGAUGACGGUGCACUGCAGAACAUGCUUACCAAAACCGAGAUUGACCAAUAUGAGAAGUCAAAGAAGAAAGACAAAAGCAAGGCAAAAGGGGGAGCAAAAUGUUGUUGA